CUGAGGUUCCGGCCAUCCUCUUUGGUUGGCUGAAGUAUAGUUGGCCCAUGGGGUGAUCCAAAGAUUCAGUGCUUGAAAAAAAAGAGCCAGGAUGGAAACUUGGGUUGCCGCAUUAUCCAUCAUUCGGAGAUUGUCCUCGAUGCAGGGAUACUGUCAGGGAAAAAAAAAAAAUGUUUAAAAUGUGGCUACAAAUCCCGGACGAUCCGUCCUUUCCAGUGUCUCGAGUAUCCAACACCAUCAGAUACCUUUUAUCAGCUUAAGACAGUCCUCUUCUCUUAAUUCAGAAUACAAUCAAUCCAUUGCAAUGCCUUCCUUUACUGUCUUCAAGGGCCACCAGAAUGGCGACCCCGUCAAGAGCACCACUACAAAGCCGGAUGAGCUUACCGAGGACUAUGUCCUGCUUAAGGUAACAGCAUCUGGUCUUUGCGGAACAGACCUUCACUACAGACGCGCAGACAUCGUUCUCGGCCACGAGGGUGUCGGAGUGGUGGAACAAGUCGGCCCUAGCACGCGAUUCUUGAAGAAGGGUGACCGUGUCGGCUGGGGUUACGCCAUGGACAGCUGCGGCCAUUGUCUCGAGUGUCUGCAAGGAGCCGAGAAUUUCUGCCCCGACCGCGCGUUGUAUGGGGCGAAGAAUCUCGACCAGGGCAGCUUUGCCUCUCACGCCAUCUGGCGCGAGUCCUUCCUCCACAAGCUCCCCGACGCCCUCAGCGAUAUCGAUGCGGCUCCGUUGCAAUGCGCCGGCGCCACCGUGUACGGCGCCCUGAAGGACAUCCAGCCCAGCGAUACUGUCGGGAUCAUCGGGAUCGGUGGUCUCGGCCACUUGGCCAUCCAGUUUGCCGCGAAGAUGGGAUGCCGGGUGGUGGUUUUCUCGGGAUCGGAGCGCAAGCGCGAGGAGGCCAUGAGCCUCGGAGCCCACGAGUUCGUCGCGACCAAGGACGCCAAAGAGCUCCAGGUUUCGACCCCCAUCAAUCGACUCCUGGUUACCGCUGCCGUACCGCCCAACUGGGAUUUGCUCCUCCCGGUGCUGGCAAACCGCGCCGCGAUUUAUCCGCUCACUGCGAGCCGCGGAGCCUUCGAGAUCCCUUAUCUCUCCCUGAUUCUCCAGGGGAUUUCCGUCGUCGGGUCCCUGGUUGCGACUCGCGCCAUGCACCGACAGAUGUUGGAGUUUGCCGCCCUUCACCAGAUCAAGCCUAUUGUCGAGACAUUCCCCAUGACCGAAGAGAAGAUCAAGGAGGCAAUGGACAAGUUGGACCGCGGAGAGGUGUACUACCGGGCUGUCUUGAUUCCUCAGUAGGAAGUGCGUUUUGGAUUCGAACUUGGCAUUGUUCGGCGUUUAGAAUGUAA
Messenger RNA from Aspergillus ochraceoroseus IBT 24754, 1347 nucleotides. Its product is annotated as NAD(P)-dependent alcohol dehydrogenase. NCBI's taxonomy places the organism in Eukaryota, Fungi, Ascomycota, Eurotiomycetes, Eurotiales, Aspergillaceae. The transcript is spliced from 2 exons. Gene Ontology annotation, biological process: alcohol metabolic process. Gene Ontology annotation, molecular function: alcohol dehydrogenase (NADP+) activity. The record is from RefSeq and is a predicted model, not a curated record. Bases 305 to 1297 code for a protein of 330 amino acids.